This is a messenger RNA of Durio zibethinus, 2893 nucleotides long. RefSeq names its product LRR receptor-like serine/threonine-protein kinase FEI 2. Gene Ontology annotation, molecular function: ATP binding; protein binding; protein kinase activity. Gene Ontology annotation, biological process: protein phosphorylation. The record is from RefSeq and is a predicted model, not a curated record. Lineage: Eukaryota; Viridiplantae; Streptophyta; Magnoliopsida; Malvales; Malvaceae.
UUUUACAUCAAUUGUCAAUUUUCUAACAACAUAAUUAAUUUGUUGAUUUAUAUAUAUUGACUAUAUAAAAUGACUACUAAAUGACUUAAAUAAUUGGGCCACAUGGCCUUCUUCGAUUCAACUUGUGACAGAGUGAGGCUUCGAGUCUCUUCACUAUUCGUUUCAUAAUCGUUUCUGGAAAGGAGGAAGCGUCGGUUGGCACGUACGGAAGGUCACGGUCGCACGUGAGAAGCACCUCGUUCUCGUUGGCUCAGCUCAACUCGCCUUGUAAUUCCAAGCAUCUCAUGAACCAAAAGAAAAAAUAAAAAUGCAAGCAUCUAAUUCUCGCACACUCUCUUUCCACAACUAAAAUCACAUUCACUUUCAAAAAGUAUAACAAAAAUAAAAUAUAAAACCAAUCUCGCACUCAUUAGUCGUACAACAAGAAGCAGUGAAUCAUUUUAUUUCUCCAUUUUUUGUUUUUUUGUUCGUUUUCUCUUUACAGCUUAUCGCCUGCAGAUCGAAUCAAUCUCAAAGGAAUCAUUUUUCUUUCUUUUGUAGCUGCCAAAUGGCGAUAUAGACCAGAUAAACAUAUGUUACAACAAGGAGGGGUUUUCGAGCUUGGCGUAUCAAAUGAUUUGUAGUAUCUAUAUUAUGCUUGGUCAGAGCCAUUAUGGGCAUCUAUCUGAUGAAAUGUAAAUGGCCAUGGCUGCUUAACAUACUAUUCAUUUUUAUCCUAACAAACAGAAUCAGAGCUAUCAGUCCUGAUGGAGAGGCACUUCUAAGCUUCCGGAUAGCAAUUGUUAGUUCAGAUGGGGUGCUUUCUCAGUGGAGACCAGAGGAUCCUGAUCCAUGCAAAUGGAAAGGGGUGGCAUGUGAUAGCAAAACCAAGAGAGUGACAACUUUGAGCCUUACCAAUCAUAAACUGAGUGGUCCUGUAUCACCUGACCUGGGGAAGCUGGAGCACUUGAGGCUUUUAAUACUUCAUAACAAUAACUUUUAUGGGUCCAUUCCUUCAGAGCUGGGUAAUUGCACAGAGCUGCAGGGAAUAUACUUGCAGGGUAAUUACUUGAGUGGUUUAAUUCCAAGUGAAUUGGGGAACCUAUCUUCCCUUCAGAAUCUGGAUAUCUCAAGUAACUCUCUCAGCGGAUCUAUUCCUCCUUCAAUUGGGAAGCUAGAUAAGCUCAUUACAUGCAAUGUGUCAAACAAUUUUUUGGUUGGGCCUAUACCUUCACAAGGUGUCUUUGGCAACUAUACAGCGAGCUCUUUUGUUGGAAAUCGUGGUUUAUGUGGAAAGCAAAUCAACAUAACAUGCAAAGAUGACCAUGGAGGAGCUACAACAAAUUCCAAAUCUCCUACUUCAGCUGAAAAUCAAGGUGGUAAAAAGAAAUACUCUGGAAGGCUUCUCAUUAGUGCAUCAGGAACCAUGGGUGCACUGCUUUUGGUGGCUCUCAUGUGUUUUUGGGGUUGCUUCCUGUAUAAGAAGUUUGGUAAACAUGAGGGCAACACUCUGGCCAUGGAUGUCAGUGGAGGGGCAUCAAUUUUUAUGUUUCAUGGAGACUUGCCAUACUCUUCAAAAGACAUCAUUAAGAAAUUGGAAACUUUGAAUGAGGAACACAUUAUAGGUACUGGGGGCUUUGGGACCGUCUACAAACUUGCAAUGGAUGACGGAAAUGUGUUUGCUUUGAAACGAAUUGUGAAGAUAAAUGAGGGAUUUGAUCGUUUUUUUGAAAGAGAGCUUGAAAUUCUUGGAAGCAUAAAACAUCGAUACCUUGUAAACCUGCGAGGAUAUUAUAAUUCACCUACAUCAAAGCUGUUAAUCUAUGAUUUCCUGGCUGGUGGUAGCCUUGAUGAAGCUCUUCAUGAACGAUCUGAGCAGUUGGACUGGGAAGCACGCUUGAACAUUAUUAUGGGAGCAGCAAAAGGGUUGGCCUAUUUACAUCAUGAUUGUUCUCCUAGGAUCAUACACCGUGAUAUAAAGUCCAGCAACAUUUUACUUGAUAGCAACUUGGAGGCUCGAGUAUCAGACUUUGGACUUGCCAAACUUUUAGAAGAUGAAGAAUCUCAUAUUACAACCAUUGUUGCAGGAACUUUUGGUUAUUUGGCUCCAGAGUAUAUGGUAAGUGGAAGAGCAACUGAAAAGACGGAUGUCUAUAGUUUUGGGGUCUUGGUGCUUGAAAUCUUAAGUGGAAAGAGACCCACUGAUGCAUCAUUCAUUGAGAAGGGCCUCAACAUCGUUGGCUGGUUAAAUUUCUUGAUGAUAGAGAAUAGACAAAGAGAGAUUGUAGAUCCAAAUUGUGUGGGAAUGCAGGCAGAAAGCCUUAAUGCCUUGCUCUCGGUUGCCAUCCAGUGUGUUUCUUCAAGCCCAGAGGAUAGACCCACCAUGCACAGGGUGGUCCAGGUGCUUGAAUCUGAGGUUAUGACCCCAUGCCCAAGUGAUUUUUAUGAUUCCAACUCGGAUUGAAUGAUUGAAGCUGAAAAUGAAGACUUGUUUGAUUCACAUCCAUGAUGCUCUCUCCUGUUAUCUCUCACAAUUUAGAGAAGUAAUGCAAGCACAAAAUGACGGGCUUGAAAAUCUGCAAUAGCAUCACUUCUUCAUUGCAUUAAAUUUUUUAUGCUGAUGGAAGCUCGAAGAUGCACUGCUUGGUCUACACCCAUUUGAACCUCAACAUGAUUUGUUUAAUGGAAGUGGAUUUUGGCUGCAUCUUCCUUCCAAUGUCCUCAUUUGGCAUCGGUGGACAGGUGCGUGCAUGGAUCCUCUUGUUGUAUGAUUCGUUUUAUUGCCCCGUUUCGAUUUUGUUUUUGUUUUGCCUUUAUGAAAGCUGUAAUCCCCUUAUGCAUUUCACCCAAGCUAACUGUACAUGACCUCCAUAUAAAUUGGGAAUAUUUUGCCUUUUGGCAGAUUCUUGUUGUU